Molecule: messenger RNA, 6022 nt
Organism: Parasteatoda tepidariorum (common house spider)
Lineage: Eukaryota; Metazoa; Arthropoda; Arachnida; Araneae; Theridiidae
Product: sialin
Biological process (GO): transmembrane transport; monoatomic anion transport
Cellular component (GO): membrane
Molecular function (GO): transmembrane transporter activity
Source: RefSeq, a predicted model, not a curated record
UCCGCCGUGCAUUCAACUUCUUUCGACACUACAAGAAAGUGAUUUUUCGAACGGUAGGAUUUUUGAUCGUGGUGCGCAUUGACCCUCUCAGUCCGUUUGUUGUUAUGGUCAACAGGUGACGUCAACGCCUCGCGCUGGCAUGGCGGUUCAAUGUAAAAAGUGAAUGAAGUAUCUAUCAUAUGUUCUGCUCUAGUUAUUAACAACUAAACUAUGGAAGUGUGAUAUAAUUCAUAAGAAUCUCAAACAUGGAAAUCAAUCCGGACUUUGAUGCCGGAGAAGUUGCGCGAACUGUUGCGCUAGCUGUCACUAAUCUACACAGUCGAAAUUUAUCAUCUGACAGCGGUAACGAUGAAACACCUCUAGUCCGAAAUCGUGAACAUAGUAUUAAUACAAACAUGGAUAAUGAAGAUAAAACUAAAUUAGUGUCUUCUCAAAGCUCAGGAUGGAAAGAUUAUUUCAAAAAUAUUCCUGCUCGCCAUGUUUUAACGAUUCUGGGAUUUCUUGGAUUUUGCAAUGUCUAUGCUUUAAGGGUCAAUUUAAGUGUUGCUAUGGUGGCAAUGGUUAAUAUAGAUACCAAUACAACUGUUGUUAGUGAAUGUUCUGUUGGACCAUUAAAUGAUACUCAUAAAAUAAAGGAUGGUGAAUUUAAAUGGGAUUCCAAUACCCAAGGAACGAUCUUAGGCUCUUUCUUCUAUGGGUAUUUACUCACUCAAGUUCCUGGUGGACGAAUGGCCGAAAAAUUUGGUGGAAAAUGGCUAUUUGGGUUAGGAGUACUUUGCACCUCUGUUUUAACAUUGCUGACGCCCAUAGCUGCCAGAUGGGGUGUUGUGCCCCUUAUUGUUUUGAGAGUUUGUGAAGGACUCGGAGAGGGUGUUACAUUUCCUGCAAUGCACGCUAUGUUAGGUACUUGGUUACCGAAAAUGGAACGAAGUCUUUUAGGCACCAUAAUAUACAGUGGUGCCCAGAUUGGAACAGUCAUUUCAAUGCCAAUAUCUGGGCUGCUUUGUGAUUCAGAUUUCCUUGGAGGAUGGCCAUCUGUUUUCUAUGUGUUUGGUACCCUUGGUUGUAUAUGGACCAUAUUUUGGGGCAUUUUGAUCUAUGAAACGCCUGACGUUCAUCCUCGAAUCUCAAGAGCUGAACUAUUACUUAUUCAAGCUGACAGAAGUGAUGACAGUCAGAAAAAAAAUAAACCAAAUAUUCCUUGGAAAAAGAUACUGACAUCUAUUCCUGUGUGGACAUUAAUGAUUACCCAUUUUGGACAAAAUUGGGGAUUCUACACAUUCUUAACUAUGCUUCCAACGUAUUUAAGCUCCAUAUUACGAUUUAAUAUUAAAAGCGAUGGUUUUAUUUCUGCUCUUCCUUAUCUCUUACAAGCUAUUGUUGGAUGGGUAACAAGCUAUAUUGCUGAUUAUGCCCGUCAAAGACAAUAUUUUACUAUCAGCACCAUUCGUAAAAUCUGUAACACUGUUGGUUUCAUUGGACCAGCUAUAUGUUUACUUGGAGUUAUUGUUAGUGGCUGUAAUCACAUAUGGAGUGUCGUUUUCCUUACUCUGGCUAUGGGUUUUAAUGGAUUUACUUUCUCAGGCUACAUGGUGACACACGUUGAUAUGUCUCCAGAAUUUGCUGGUACUCUUAUGGGAAUGACAAACGCAUUUGCAACUUUAACUGGUUUUCUGGCUCCCAAGGCUGUUGGUGCCCUAACUCAAAAUAAUCAAACAUUAGCACAAUGGAGGAUAGUAUUUUACAUCGCUAUAGGAGUUUAUGUAGUUACCGGAGCUCUUUAUGUUCUUUGUGGUUCUGCAAAGCUUCAAAAAUGGGGAGCUUCAAAAUCGAGAUCUUUGAGUGACAUAGCUGAGAAGGCUGAAACGACAAGUGAUGAAUAACUUAUGUACUUAUACUUUAUAGUAGAUUCUUUAUUAUAUUUUUCAAAUAUCAUUAAGAUGUUUAAUAUAUAUCUAUAUAUAGAUAUUUGAAAUAUUAGAAAAUAUUUAUUAUAAAUAUACAUAUACAAUUUUAUAAACUCCAGUUGUUUAGCUCUCAUUGUUUUCAUUGACAUGUUUAGUUUAUUUUUUACUUUAUACACAUUCUUAAAUCCUUAAUUUAUUUUUUUAGCUCAUAUCUUUUUUCUUUUUUUUUAAAUUUUAUGUUGCACUUGUUCUUUUCUGUUAUUUAAUACUCAAGAAAUGUAUAUUAUUCAAAGAGUGUCUUUAGCGUAAUUUAUUUUAGGAUUCAUAAUUGAUGCUGUUUUACGUAUUUAUUUCUUUUAGAUUUUCAUUUUAUUAAUGUCAAUAUAUCUUUUAUAAGUAUGUGUUUAUAUAGAUAGGUCAUUUUUAAUGUUUACAACUUUACAGUGACACAAAUUCUUAACUGAAUAUUCUAAAGUAAUUUUACGAAUUUUAAUAUAUGAGAGAAUUGUAAUCUGUUUUUAAAAUGAAAAGAGAUUUUCCUUAACAAUACAAAAAUGUUGUUUACAGUUUUAAAAUGGAUUUACGUUCUUGUAUUACCCUUUGGCAUUGUUGUGAUCUUUGCUUUUUUGUUUUUAUUUGUUUUUCCUUUCUCAUUUCUUUGUUUUACAAUUAAAAUUUUUUUUUGUUUAAUUUUUUUUUCUUCAAAAUAUUUAAGUUUUUUUUUACUUAGUUUGGCACAGUAUAGCCACAACUUUUCUUUGUGCUAUUAAACCUAGACAAAUUAUCCACAAUUUAAUGUCUAACAGAAAAGUGAAAUAAAUAAUUGAAAUUUUUGUAACUCUAUAUUUAUAAUUGUUUAUUAUAAACUAUAAAUAUUUCUGUUUUUCAGUUAACAAAUAAUAAUUAUAUUGGAUUGCUUAUUUAAUAGUUUGACUUUAGCCUGAAGGGCAAUAUUAUUUUAAAUGAAAAGGGCUAAUGCUAUUUUUAGCAAGGGAAGUCUAAAUUUUUUCAUUAGUUAAUCUCUUUGUAGUAAUAUAUUAUUAGUAUUUAUGGUAUAGGUUCCUUGAAUUGAUUUAAAGAGAACUUGCAUGCUUUACAGUAUCAUAAAUGUGUUUCUAACAUUAUUUAAUGUUUGGAAGAAUUUUGUCCGUAAACACAGCAGUUUAACUCAUAUAGAUUAAAGCAAUGUCAUCCACCUUACCGAUAUUCAUAAAUACUUAGUUUUUGACGUAGUUGUCUGGCUCAGAAAAUAAUAAAAUUUUACUCAAGUUGAUAAUUUUUUUUAAAAAAAAAAUUAUUUAUUCCUAUAUCAUUUUGCUCAAAUCAAUAUCAUUUACCUGUUUUUAGAAAAUCUUGAAAUUCAAAUAAUGCUCGGAAUUACAGAUUAUUUUUAAAACUUGAAGCAAUCCAUCAAUUAUAAGACCUGUUAUGCAACAGGUUGUUAUUCUAAAAUGUAUCUUUAUAAUUUUAUUGAUUAUCAUUUUUUAUUGUUGAAAUUUGUAUCUUAGAUGUAAUUAACAUUAAAAUUUGAAGGUUUAGUUGAGAUGAAAUAGUCAGAAAACCGAUAAAUUUUUUUCCCUUCUUUUUGCCAACCUUGAUUUUUAAAAAUUAAAUUUUUUUCAGUUUUUUUUUUUCCGCACAUGCUAUGACUUUAUUCAUAAAAUAAGAAUUUUAUUUUUGUUCUUCGGUGAAGCCUUUAACAUAAGUGAGCAUUAUUUAAAAUAAUUUCUUAGAAACAAGAAAAAAGUUAGUGGACCAAUUUAGUUUUCCUAAACUAAGUGUAUAAAAAAUGAUGUUUAUUUGUAAAGUUUUAUUAUUUUUUACAAGAGUUGUUUUUUAAAUAUUUAAGCUUGUUUAUAAAAUUUGUUACUUUAGUGUCGUUUAUAUUUUUGUCAUCGAUUAUUCAGACAGUUGUAAAAUCUACUUAUUUGCCAUUUUUUUAAAUGCUUUAAACCUUUUCUUAUAACAAAACUUCAUUUAAGCUACCAGGGUCAGUAUAGGUGAAUCAUUAACAACUCUUGUAUCUUUCAUUUAUUUUUAACUGAACUAAGCAAAAUCCAAUGUUUUACACAAAUUUCAUUUCCUUUUUUCCUUAUACAAAUGUUAAAGUAGUUUUGUACCAUUUUUCACUUUUAAAAUGUAAGGAAAUUUUUUGUUUUUCCAUUUAUCAAAAAAAAAAAUUUUGACGAAUUUUUGAAAUAAAUUUUCUAACUAGAACCUCUGUUUAUCAAGGUCCAGUUAACGAAGUUUGACUGUAUUUUAUGUCUAAAAACAAUGUAAACGUUAUAAAGUUUUUUGUUUCUAUACUGUAAAUUCUUGUAUUAGUUAACCUGAAAUCAGGCGCAUACUCUUUGAAAUAUUUUUUAGUGAGAUUUUGUGUUGGGCAAAUAAUUUAUUGAAUGUACAUGUUUUUAUGUUACGUUUUUCAAAUCUCCAGCUGCAAAACAGUGUAAUAUUUGUAUUGCAUUAUUUUUGAAUAAGCUUAUACUUAUUUCCUCAAUUUUAAUGUACUAUCUAUGAAUUUAAAUAGAUAUGCAAUAAAAUUAUAUAUCUAUAAGCACAUGUAUCUCUAAGCACAUAUAUCCAUGUGAUAUUAAAUAGUUUAACUUUUAUACAGUUUUUACAAUGUUAAUUUUUUUAAAUGUUGUUUUUAAAAAUGGUAUCUUUCCAUUAGCUAAAUGAUAAAUAAUCCAAUAAAAAUGAAAUACAUCGAUACACACUCUACCAGUUUAUCUUUUAUGAAAUGAAAUGGAUCUAUUUUUUCAGAUUAAUUUUGUUAUUUUUAUUUUACCAUUUAUACCAAAGACAGAUUGUUUCCACCUGGUGUCCUCUCCCAGCUUUAUAGAAAAAUAUAUGUUGCUUAUGAGAUAACAUCUGAUGUUUGGAGUCUUAUUACUGUAAGAUAACUGGAUCAAAUAUGUUUAAAUUUUGUAGCCAGAAGUGCCAGAUCAUAGAAAAGAAGCGGGGAACAUUCAUGACCAUAUAGAUAUUUAUAAAAAUUUAAAACUGGAAAUCACCGUUUGAAUGUACAACAAAUUUGAUAGUAAUAAAAAAAUAAUGUUUUUUAUGUCUGCUGAUAAUUGUUUAACUUUUCCUCAACUUUUCAGCCAAAGGUUUUUUUAUUGAAUUUAUAAAUUAUAUUUUCCUUUUUGUAUCUAUUGAAAAUGUUAAUUAAUGACAAUUUGAAUAAUAAUAGAGUAAGGACACAUGGUCGACCAAUGUCAAACCUCUUCGUUUCGACUCUGAAUACCGCCUAUACUCUAGUUUACUUCUUCUGGUUUCUCGGUGCAUGAGGUCCUACAUUAGACUGGUAGUAAGAAAUAGUUCCCAGUAAGUACCCAAAGUUAAGCAUCACUGACAAUGGUCAGUGAGCAUAUGGGUGACCACUUAAAUUAUGUGACGGAACUGAGGGUGUGUGGUAUGAGUCCUUGUUAAACUGGUCUACUCUAAAGUGCUCAACUUUGCUAGCAGAGCGUUGAACUACCAAAGUGAAGAAAGGAUCUCUUCUGCAGAGGAUCAAAAUUGUGUUUCAUGUCUUUGGAUCAUCCUCAAGGAUUUUUGAUAGAUUGUCGCUAUUAGCCCAUUGUGCAACUUCAGUGCAACGUAAAUAAAGUACUACUACUCAACGCAACUGCACUUAGAGAAAUUUUACUUUAUAUGUUUUGUUUCCAGUAAUUGAAACUGUGUUUAUGGCAUGCUUCAUCUUUGCAAUAAAAUUUUUUAUUUGUAAGGAAAUUAGUAACUAAUGUCAAACCAUUACAAAUUAGCUUGGAACUUAUAUUACUAUGGGCAUCAUUGGUAUAAAAUUUUCUUGAAUUAUCAUGGUUCAAGUUCAGUUACAUUAAAAAAAAAUAGUAAAUGAAAAAAAUAAUAAUCUGUUAGCAGAUAUUUAACUGAAUGGAAAAAAAAUUUUAUUCAUAAAAUUUAAAAAGCUGAAUGAUGCUAAUUUACAAUAUUAUAACUAGGUAUUUUAAUUUUGUCUGCCUCAAAAAUUGAAUUUAUGCGAUUCCCAUAUAAAUUACUUUCGAAUAUAAAACUAAAUGCACUCUUCAUUUGAAAAUAUAGCUUUUUGUUAGAAUAUUGUCUCGCAACAUUUUAGUUUUUUUUUUUUUUUU